AUGAAUGACGAUGUUUUGUUAAAAAAACCCACUUGUUUUCUUAUUUGUGGAAAGCCUGGAUGUGGAAAAUCAACCCUGGCUGAGAAAUUAUGUAAAGAAUGGAAUUGCAUUCACAUCAAUGCGGUUGAAGCACUCAAGUCAGAAAUAUCAAAGGGAAUCCAAGAUGAACUUUUGAUUAAAUUAUUCCAGGGAACUGAUGUGUCUGAAGAAAAUAUUUUACCUCUUGUGAAAAACAUAGUAGAUAGUCCAUUGGUCCAGCAUUAUGGUUAUGUUUUAGAUGGACUACCACUGGUUUCUUACCAUCAUUUGUCAUUUUGUGAGCAGUUUGAUGUUAUGAACUCUUGGAAAUUGAAACCUGAUUGUAUUAUCUACCUGAAGGUGCCUGAUGUUGAUCUUAUUAGACGUCAUAGUAAGCAGUAUUUAAACACACUAGAUGGCUCCAGUGUAAUUAUUAGGGAUGAGUAUAUGCCUAUGAAGUUACCGCUGGAUGGACAAACUACUAGAAAAUCCGUUGAAAAUAGAGAUGACCGUAAUCACGACAAUGAAGAAAAUGAUAAUGGUAGUGAAGAGUUAGAUUCAUCAGAAGUAAAAACUUUAUGUGUAAACCCUUUUCCUGACUUGGUUCAUCAACCAGAAGAUUUUGAAGAAAAUGUAAGAGCAGAAUUACACGAGUUUAAUGACAAGGUUCUGUAUGAAAUAGAGAACAUGAUUACCAAACACGAUAAACAGUAUGUGCUUGAAAUAGAUGGGAAUAUGGAUCCUGAGGAGAUGUUUGCACUGUUAAUGAGCUGGUUAGACACACUGUCACCUACAAGACCUCCAGUGCCUCGUAAAUUGUGGAACCAAGCUGCUCAAGGCCCAUUUCCAGAAGAAGCUGAUGCAGAGGAAACUCUAAUUCUACUCAAGGAAAAUGGAGCUGUUGAUCAAGCUCAUGAAUGGCACUGUUCUAGUUGGGGAUUAUACUGCCCUGUAGCAUUAUGCCAAGGAAAAAUUAAACAAGGCAAAGGAGAUUAUGGUGUGGGUUUUCUUGAUAAGAUUUUCCUGUUGUCAUCUGAAGAAGCCUUGAAUCUUUUCCUCAUCAACCCUCGACCUUUCCUUUUACCUCCAAACCCACAGUUUCCAUGCAAAUUAUUUGUUAUUGGACCACCAUGCUCUGGUCGUAGUACUCUUUCUCAUUCUUUGGCCAAGAAAUUUGGAGCUGAGGUUAUCAAUGUGGAAACUAUGGUGACUGAUAUUGUGGCUGAAAAAAAUAGAAAAAAAGAUUUUACUUCAGAGAGUAAUGAGGAUGUUGUUAAUAGGGACGAAAAAGAUGUGCUGGAAACUGAUGCUGACACUGAAGAUGUCAGACAAGACCCAGAUUUCCAAGUGGAAGAUAUUGAUUUCUCAGAUGUUUUAUCAGCUCUUCAGUAUGAAAUAACGGUAGCUGAAAGGAAUGGAUUGUUUAAUAAUGGAUUUUUUGAAAGAGUCGGUGGUUGGGUGGUUGACAAUUUGCCAGAGGAUAUAGAGUUCUGGAAUCUGUUGAACGAACUAGACGUACUACCUUUCAAGGUAAUUUGUCUGGAGGACACAAGUGAAAAUUACACUGCAUUUUUGUCUUUCUGGUCAAAAGAAAAUGAUAAGAGCUCUGAAGAUGAGAGAAAGCUUCAAACUCGCAUUAAGCAGUUUGAAAGUGCAUACCAAAACAUUUCAGAAGUACUAGAACAUGUGGGUUUGGAGCCUCUGCAGAUAGAUGUUUUUGGAAAAGAUCCUGUUACUGUCUUGGAAACUGUUAUGCUUAAACUUCAGGAAACCUUUGAGUACAAAGCUAAGGUGGUUGGAGCUGAAGAUGAAAACUUAGAAGAUUCUAGCUGUGAUGAUGAUGGUGGUAUCUCCUUGACUGAUGCUCAGAUGGCAUCACUUGGUCCUACCAAACUAUUCUGUCCUGUUACACUGAGGGAGAAGUUUGUUUUAUGCCAAGGAGAGUCAGAGUUUAGAGCUACAUAUCAAGGUUUUCUGUACUUCUUUAACUCUAAAGAGCAGAGAGACAAAUUUUUGGAAAAUCCUGAGGAAUAUUCUUGGCUAAAUGAGAGCCCUAAGAUUCCACCACUGAGAGUCUGUGUGAUUGGAACUGAGGGGUCUGGAAAACAAGACCAUUGUAAAAGAAUUUCAGAAAACUUUGGGGCUUUAUAUGUUAACUUUAUUGAAUUUUGGCAGGAGACUGUAAAGAAAGUCACAGGAAAAAGGACUGUUCAUUGGACCAGUUUAUCAGUGAAAGGCAGCAAAGAAACAUUCAUUGAAGAUGAUACAUUUAUUUUAAAAGAAAAACAGGUUUCUGAUGAGCUUGAAGCAGAUACUGAAGAGACUGAAGAAAAUACCUUUGAAGAUAACCUGAAUGGUAGUAUUGAAGAUGUCGAACACUUUUUCCAAGAGGCUGAUGCUAAUCUUCCUCAUAGUUCCCUUCAGAUUGUGAGAAAAUGGUGGAUGGAUGAGCCUUUUAAGACCCAAGGUUUUGUUCUACAAUCCUUUCCUAAUGACAUCAGUGAUGUGAAGUACAUGCUUCAAGAAGCCUGGUGUCCAGAUGUUAUCUUGUAUCUGAAAACUGAUGUAAAAGUUACUGUUAAACAGCGACUGCCAAAUCUUCUUGAGGAAUGGAAAAAGAGAAGACAACAGGAUCAAGAAAGAAAGUUUCUGAAAAACAAAAAAAUUCCUUUGAUUGAGAUUCAAAGUGGCCUUAAUUUAAAGAAAACUACCAGAGGAGUAAACAAAACAAUUAAUGAAAUUAUAAGGAAACGAUCUAAUAUUUUCGCAAAUGUAUACAGAAUUUCAUUGGAAAGUGCCAAGUCUUUACUUCAGGUUGGGUACAAAACACUGAGCUACUUUCAUCGGUGGUGCCCUGUUCAGGUUUUUGUUGGAGAUCCAAUUAUUCCAUUCCAAAAUAUCAUACACUUAAAACCUGAACAGACAUCAGAGACCUAUCCUGUAGUACUAGGAAAACACAUCUUUUUUCUAUCUAACUUAGAGGCAGUUAGUGAGUUUAUGGCAGAUCCUCAGAACUAUCUGUUAGAAUCAGUGGGACCACCUGUAAGAAUUUGUGCAGCUGUUGUUGGACCUCCCAAAUCUGGUAAAACAACAUUGGCACAGAAGUUUGAGAAAAUGUACAAGACAUCUAGUUUGUCACUUGGCAAUUGUGUUGAAUAUAUUUUAAACCAUCAUCCUAACACUUAUCUUGCACUCCAACUGAAACAGCACCUUUGCAAAGGAUUGACUGUUUCAGAUGAGCUGGCUGUCAUGGCCUUAGAGGAAACACUGAUGGGAAAGCACAGUACUGUUCGAGGGUAUGUGCUUGAUGGAUUUCCUAUGACUCAGAAACAAGCUCAGUUAAUGUCAGGUCGACAUAUUAUUCCAUUUCUUGUGAUAGAGCUUCAACUUUCUAGAAAUAUAGCUUUGUACAGAAUGGACCGUGAAACUAACAAACUAUCAAAUCUCAAAUUACCUGUGCUUCUUGAGCCUUACAUAUUAUCUGUAUAUUAUGACCAGUGGGAGAAAGAAAGAGAAAAAAUGUAUCAAUGGUUUAAUGUUCAGUACCAUAACUGGGUGACACUCAAUGCAAGUUUCUCAAUGUGGCGAGUGUGGCAUGAUGCUCGAUAUUUCAUGUUCAAUAUUGUGAAGCAUAUUCAAGAAUAUCUAGUCAGGAUUCGAGAAGGACUUGCUGCUUCAAUCUUUCACUUAUGCGUGACUCCAACUCAAUUAAAUGAACGUCUUGGAGAGAGCAGACACUAUUGCCUUGUUUCACUGUGCAAAGGUGAACUUUUGGAUUGUUCUGGAGAUGAAGAACAGAAGUAUGUGGCAGAGUACAAGGAGAAAUAUUAUAGAUUUUCCUCAGAAGAAACACUGAAAGAGUUUUUAGAUAAUCCAGAAAUAUUUGUGUCUAAGUUACAUGCCAAGACGGUCUCUCUUCCAGAUGAGCUACCACAAUGCUGUAGUCCUAAUGAAGUGGAGAAAUUAUGCACAGAAAUAGCUUUUAGGGGAGCUUGCCCAGUCACAUAUGUUACUGGAAAUAAUAGGUAUCAAAAGGAGUACAUUCCACUGUUACUCAGAUCUGUCUGCUUGGUCAGUCCAGCCUUCUGUACCAUCAUCAGGCUCACACUUAAUGAAUUAAAAGGUAUGAGUGCAAGAAUAUUAUCUCUGCAUUUCUACUUUUCCACCCAAAAGAUCAUUAUAUAUAUAUAUGUAUAUCAUUUAAACUUCUUUCUGUGGUAUAGGGAUGAAGCUUUAGUGAAAGGAAGCAUCAAAUUUGCUGCAAAAUAUAUUGGGAAGAUAUACUUAAUGGAAUCUGAGAGUAAACUUCAGGAAUUCCUCAAGUUUCCAAGCUUGUACGGGAAAGCAAUGCUUCCCAGUGAAUUUUCUUUCCCUCAAGAACCAUUGGAUCCAAACUCACUGUCAAAUGCGGACUAUCUGAAACAGAUAUUUUCUGAUAUAUUGAUUAAGACUAUGACUUCCCUUACCAGCUCAAAACCAGUUUUCCCUCAUUUGGGAGCCAAAGCUUCAGCACUUGUUUAUCUGGCUUGGAGUCUGAAAACUUCCAAUCUCAAACUGUCAGAAUUCUCCAGACAGAAGUAUAGAAAUAAAUUACAAGAAUUUUGUGAUGCUAGCAAGUUAAUUCCCACAAUCUCAGAUAAAAUGAGCAUUGAGACUCCAAUGCCUUGGGAAAUACCAGCAGAUUUUGAAUACAAGUUGGAAACGUUUCUCAAGUUGAGAAAUUCAAACUAUCGUAAUAAAUUUUUUGAACUUUAAAAACGGCGUAACUGCUGUUUAAAUAUUCUUUUCUUAUGUUAUACAUGUAGAUGUUCUUAAAAGGCAAAGUUUUUCUUAUUUUUGAGAAUUUCAACAUUUUCAGUCAAAUUAUAUUUUCAG
Molecule: messenger RNA, 4893 nt
Organism: Limulus polyphemus (Atlantic horseshoe crab)
Lineage: Eukaryota; Metazoa; Arthropoda; Merostomata; Xiphosura; Limulidae
Product: adenylate kinase 9-like
Exons: 28
Coding region: 1-4773 (1590 amino acids)
Biological process (GO): AMP phosphorylation
Cellular component (GO): cytoplasm
Molecular function (GO): nucleoside diphosphate kinase activity; ATP binding; AMP kinase activity
Source: RefSeq, a predicted model, not a curated record